Molecule: messenger RNA, 2679 nt
Organism: Schistosoma bovis
Lineage: Eukaryota; Metazoa; Platyhelminthes; Trematoda; Strigeidida; Schistosomatidae
Source: the annotation of a GenBank genome assembly
UGGAACACUACUCGAUCUAUUCUCAAUCCCGAUCUGGUUCCCAAUUUCAAAUCAGUGUAAAAACAUACAUGAAUAAAUAGAUGACUGACCCAACCACAACGUACAAUAAUUAAGAAAAUACAAUUAUGUUCAAAACUGGGGAUUAACGUAGAAAAUAGUGUACAAAUUAUUAUAAUUAAAUUACAAUAGCUUUGGUACAAAAAAAGGGUAUAGCAAUGAAUCAUACACCAAACAAAAGCUUAUAAUCUAUAAUAAUUUUAUAUUUCCGAAAAAUAAUAAUUACAGAAUUCACGCCAGUUUACAGGCAUGAUCAAUUUGAUAUAAAUAGUAACGUUAGACGUGCAGAACAAACAUGUGAUAAAAGAAAGUUUUAAGUAUACUAGUUCAGUAGUUGUUUAAGUAGUACAUAUCCAAUGCAUCAGCCGGGAAUUUUUAAUAUUUCUUAAAUGGACAGCCUGUUGAUUUAUGAACGGUGUAAUUAAGGUCAUUUCGUGUGCCAGAUCGAAUUAAUGAUAAUUAUCUACAACUAGAGAAAUUAAAACGAAAACAGAGAGCACGGAACAGAUUAGAGACAAAAAUAAAUAUUACUAAUUUACAAGCUUUAAAUUAACUGAAAUAACUUUCCGAAAAAUAACUUUCGUAGUUUGGCAAAGCUUCUGUUCACAUUAUGUUUAUUUAAUAAAGAAACUUAUCACACACACAUACACACACACCCCAUUAAAUUAUUCUCUCAUCAUAUGACUGAUAUAGUCAGUAUAAUCAAUAUUAAUAUAUCAUCAUUUUAUAUACGUCAUUUAUUGAUUUGUAAAGAAUAGAGGAAACUUUUAAGAAAAAGAAAGAGAAAAGAAAAAAGUUUGUUUCCAUUUGUUUUUUUUCUUUUUUUUCUUUCUUUUUUUUGUAAAUUGAUUUCCUAAUAAAUAAUAUUGAAUUAGUGAAGAGUUGUUGUUGUUGUUGUUUUGUUUUUCUUUCUUUCUCUUAAACAAUUGCACUCAAUCUCUCUUAUAUACAUAUCAAUAAACUAUGUUAACAUAGAAUAUUAAGAAUAGAACAAAUGAUAAAUGAUUUAUAUGGCGUAUAUAUUGGUUUAAUGCCUCAUUGUACCCAUGUUUAUAUGUUUAAAUAAAUAAACAAAUAACAAUCAUUAAAUGAAUAAUAAGUUUACAUUGAUUCUAUUCACUGAUUUUAAAGGGAUUAUUUCUCUCUCUGUGUGUGUGUGUGUGUGUCAGAGAGAGAGAGAGAGCGAGAUAGAUAGAGAAAAGAAAACAAAAUAAUAAUAAAAAAAAACGCAAAACAAGAACAAAAACCACAAUCCUGACAAAUAAAUAUUAUGUUUAUUAUUAUUUAUAUUCGUCUAUUCUAUUUAUUCAUGAAUGGAUUAUUCGUAUCAAAUUAUCCAGUUAAUUAUGUACCAUCAACAAUGUGGAAACCUGGUUAUAUUCCAACUAAUUUACCAAAAUAUAAUAGUCAAGAAGCAAGAAAUCCAUUGAAUAAUAAAGAAUAUUCAUUAUCCUAUGAAUUAAAAGAUAAAAGUUUAAAGAAAUAUGGUUUAGAUAUGGAUGAUGAAUAUACUAUACCGGAAUUGCCUAAUUUAGCUGUGAAAUAUUAUAAUAAUUAUGAUAAUGAUGAUGAUGAUUCCUAUAAUCAUGAAAAUAAUGAUGAUGUUAUCAUACAUUUCGAUAGUGAAAAUAAUAAUAAGAAGAAAGAUAAUAAUAAUAAUAAUAAUAAUAAUCUUAUUCAUUAUUAUUACUUUCAUCAAUAUAAUAAAAAUAGAAAACAAAGGGAUAAUUCAGUUCAGUCUCAAUAUAAAUCGUCUUCCAAAUCUAGACUUCUCUAUGGGACAAGUAUAAUUCCAACAGUUUCUGUACCAGUUUCAGUUCCAGUAUAUGCACAAAUCCCAGUUUCAGUGCCUGUAGCACAACCGAUUGUAAGUCAUUCUUAUGGUGUCAGUGGACAUACAUAUAUACAACCUCAACAUUCAUUUGGAUUUCCACAUGGUGGUCAUUAUGCUGUGGGACCUAGUAUGAUACCUCAUCAACCAAUAAUACCACAACAACCAAUAAUACCACAACAACCAAUAAUACCACAACAACCAAUAAUACCACAACAACCAAUAAUACCACAACAACCAGUGAUACCACAACAACCAGUGAUACCACAACAACCAGUGAUACCACAGCAACCAGUAGUACCACAACAACCACCUCCAAUUGCCCCAUUAUUACCACCUACAAUACCUCAGCAGCAACCACCUGCAGCAACUCCACAACAACCACCUGAAGUAACCCCACAACAACCACCUUCAGUAAGUCCACAACAGCCACCUGCAGUAAGUCCACAACAACCACCUCCAGUAACUCCGCAAAAGUCACCUGAAAUACCAACAUUUCCGUUCCCUAGUUCAUCGGCUGAACAAACUCAAACACAGAGUCAAAUAAAUGUAAAACCCCAAGUACCACCACUUCAAAUUCAACAACUACAGUUAACUCAACAACAACAACAACAACAACAAGCGUUACCAAUUCUACACCAAAAACCACAAGUUACAGUGAAACACUUUAUAACGCCACAAAACAUAAAAGUAUUCAUUCAAAGUCCAAAAAUUAGACCCAGGUUUAUCAAACGAUAUUAUUAUUAUUAAAUUUUAAAUAUUAAUAGUCAUGAUAAUAAUAAUUAUUAUUA